AUGCCUAACAGAUUAUCGAAAUUAUUCUCGCCCUCAAACAAGGAAAAACAGGCCCUGGCUGAAGCCGAACGCAACAACUCAUCUUCAUCGACCUCGUCGCCACCUCCAGAAUAUCAGCAGAACCCGCCGGAAUAUGACCGCGAGAAUGCCAUCAACCCUCCUGACAUGACAGCUGGCUUCAGCAAUUUGAGCAUAUCGCACCAUUCUCAAGAAGGAUUACCUGAGAGCGAAGAGUGCAUUGCCCAUCUGAAGGUCCUAGAAUGCUUCUACCGACUGAAGCAGACGAUUGGAUCGCAGGAUCGUCUUUUUGGAAUUCAAGACAGCCUCGUCACCGAUUGUGUCAACACGCAAGACGAGAAGAGCGCAGAACUACUCGCAAAGCUUGCCGAGAAGCGAUGGGGAAUCUAUGUUCAACGCGCUGUCGACCGCUUUGAGGCAUGGUGGGCCGCGGUCACGCCUGAAGCACCAAUGCCCACCCGCACUGAACUGGAGUUCGCUGGUCGUCGAGGCUGGCUGGUCAAAUUAGAUUACACGAAUGGGAAAAAGAUUCAGCUUGAUAGGCACAACCUACCACCUGUCGAUGUGCUGAUGGUGUGGCAUUCAUACAUGCUGAACCCGCGGGCGUAUCUUGAGGAUUGUAUCCGAUAUGGCAAGAUGCCGCUGUGGUACACUUCCAUGCCGUGGGACGUAGUGGCUGCAUCUAUCAACUCGGAGUCAUUUGCAUACGAGGCCGGCCCGCAAGCCGAGGCUUCAUGGACGAGCUUGACUGGUCGAACAUGGGAUAACGCUGCGGAUCCAGCAAAGAAGCUUCUCAUUUGUCCCAGCUGCAAUGACACACUAUCAGCGAAGUGGACAACAUGCUUCCAGUACAGCGCAUCUUGGACGAAGAUGAGGUCUCAGGAAGCGGAGGCCGAGAUUGACACCUUGCUGUCGUAUGGCUCGGGGUUUUGUGACAAGCACUUCCUCGAGCGCUGCACGAGUUGCCAAUCAAUGGUUGAUCACGACAAGCUACGAGUCGGGAAGUUCUGCAGAGACAUCAGAAAUCUUCUGCACAAUGACGUUGGCAUGGCCGGCACUACCCUAGGCGCAGGAGGACUGCCGUGGACUGCUUUUGGCAAGCGUGACAACUCAACAGAAGCCAUCAACAAGGCACCAAACGAGCUCCUCAAGCAUGGUCUUGGACAACAAAUCAUUGACUCUGACUGCCAAAGCGUUGAAGACAUCCGCGCACUCAUCGAAGCCGCCACCGCAGACAAAGCCUACAUGCGCAAAGCACGAAGUAGCCUGUCCUCCAGAGACUACCGCUCAGGACGUAUCGCCAUCCGUAAGAUGAUGUCCCGUUACUGGCAAAACAGCUCCCCGUUUGCCCUGGACCUCCUCGGCGCUGUCAUCCGACAAGGCAGCUUCAUCGAAAAGAUGCACAACAUCGACUGGCUGCACUCUCCAGGACUUCCGAGCACCAUGCAGCGCCUCCGGACCAAGUACCGCUACUUCAUCGCCAUCAUCGCAGAGAACCCACUACGUAUGGCGGUCCCAACCCUUGACGUCGACCUUGCCUGGCACACACACCAGCUCCGGCCGUACAAGUAUAUGGAAUACACCGUGAGCCUGACUCGUACAUUCAUCGACCACGACGAUAAAGUAGCAGAGCUGAAACUCAACGACUCCUUCGCCUGGACCUCUAAGAAAUACCAGAAAAUGACCGGCCAGCCUUACUCAGAAUGCACAUGCUGGUACUGCGAAGCGGUCCGAGAAUCCCACACAUCAUCAGCAUCACGCCUCUUCUCCACAUCCAGUGCCUCAGCCAACGACCUACUCCACGACGUCGACCAAGACCCCGCUAGAAGCGUCCAUAUCUCCGCCCAUAACGCUGUGCGGCCCACCGAUGACGCGAACUACGACCUCAGCUCCAAGAAGAAAGCGGAAGCACUUGAGAAGGCGUAUCAGAAAGCUUGUGAUCGUGCUCUCAAGAAGGGCAAGAACCCGCCGAAGAGGGACGAUUACUAUUACAGCGACGCUUGGGGUUAUCCUGUGUACAUCCCAGCUUACUCACCCUAUGUCGGCUUCGUGCCGUAUGCGCCGAUGUACUACCCUGUCACGCCGGGCUGUAUGGCUGUUGGAGCGGGAUCGGCGGGGAAUUGCUGUGCGGGGACGUGUGGAGGGGGCGUUGCUGCUGGGUCGUGUGGAGGGGCUGGGGGAGGUUGUGCUGGAGGCGCGGCGGGAGGAUGCGGUGGUGGUGGUGGCGGUGGAGGGGGUGGAUGCGGAGGAGGGGGUGGAGGAGGAGGCUGUGGUGGGGGUGGAGGUGGUUGUUAG
Molecule: messenger RNA, 2313 nt
Organism: Fulvia fulva
Lineage: Eukaryota; Fungi; Ascomycota; Dothideomycetes; Mycosphaerellales; Mycosphaerellaceae
Exons: 1
Coding region: 1-2313 (770 amino acids)
Source: RefSeq, a predicted model, not a curated record